This is a messenger RNA of Archocentrus centrarchus (flier cichlid), 1938 nucleotides long. RefSeq names its product neurogenic differentiation factor 4-like. The transcript has 2 exons. The record is from RefSeq and is a predicted model, not a curated record. Gene Ontology annotation, cellular component: nucleus. Gene Ontology annotation, biological process: positive regulation of transcription by RNA polymerase II; axon development; camera-type eye development. NCBI's taxonomy places the organism in Eukaryota, Metazoa, Chordata, Actinopteri, Cichliformes, Cichlidae. Gene Ontology annotation, molecular function: protein dimerization activity; DNA-binding transcription factor activity, RNA polymerase II-specific; E-box binding. The coding region runs from base 163 to 1149 and encodes 328 amino acids.
CCGCAGAGUGACCCACACUGAGAUGCUGAACAGCUCUGCACAACGAGACGGCACGAAACUUCAGCGUUGUUUGAUGGACAGUGUGACCGAGCUGUGAUCCGUGGAGAAAGGACAAAUAUCAUCUGACAGACUUCCUGAGGCGACACAUCAGCACGGAUUACUAUGAUGAUAAAGCCAUAUGUUAGACAAGGGGAGGGAGAGGAGGUCGUCAGCCCUCUGCAGUGGAUGGACGGAGACAUGAGCUCACCUGAUGGAGAUACAUUGGCCCCACACAGCUACAGAACAGGUGGAGUGAUCCAACAGGCCAGAGAGAUGGGGAGUGAGGAUGCAGAGGAAGAUGAAGAGGAUGGAGAGGAAGGACCAGAGGAUGAGUCCAAAAGACGAGGGCCUAAGAAAAAGAGGAUGACCAAGGCCCGGCAGGAGCGUUUCCGUGCGAGACGAAUAAAAGCGAAUGCCCGGGAGCGCUCGCGUAUGCACGGCCUAAAUGAUGCCCUGGAAAACCUGCGCAGCAUCAUGCCCUGUCACUCCAAAACACAGAAGCUGUCCAAGAUCGAGACGUUACGGCUGGCCCGCAACUACAUCUGUGCUCUGUCUGAGGCUCUGGAGGGGGGCCUGUCCACAGAAAGCAGGGCUUUUAUGGAGACGCUGUGUAAGGGCCUCUCACAACCCACAACCAACCUGGUUGCUGGCUGCUUACAGAUAGGUCCAGCUUCUGGUGCUGGCAUGAGGCCUGAAGACAGACAUGGAGGUCGGCCGCCACCUACCCUUGGUGGCAUGGUGAGCUACUCCUCUCCAGGACUGCCAAGUCCCCCAUAUGGCACAUUUGACUCUGCUCACCUGCUUCACUUGAGGGCGAUGAAAGGAAGACCCUAUGAGAAUCACUCACCAAGUGAGUACAACGCUGGUGGUGUGGGAACCCCUCCAUAUGAUGGCCCCCCUACACCACCUCUCAGCAUCAGUAGUAACCUGGUGCCCAAACAGGAGCCUUCACCUCACUACCCACCUACCCACCACUACUCUCCCACGCCUGUGGACCAGGUCCUGUAUCAGACACAGACCGCAUAUGACGUACACUUAGAAGGGCCAUAUGACUCCUAUCAUCCACCACACAUGCCCCCCCGACAGAUAACAUCUGUCUACAGAGACUAAGAAGGAUCAUGAAAGCCAGCUCUGCAUCAGCCUUCAAUGCAACUUGAAGGAGCGAGUCCCGUCCUUCACGAACACUCACAAGAGGCUGAAUCUUUCUCAGUAGACAGACUGUUAGUGGAAGAACUGUAGAAUAGUUUGUCUUUUUUAACACGUGUGGAACAUUUGCACAGUAGAUUAGCACUACUCAACAUUGUUAGUGUUAGAAAAUACUUGACUUAAACCAAUAAUUUGUUUUCCAAAACUCAUUUACCAAAUGAUAUGAGGACAUAGCAGGUUGUUGCUGUCCAGCUGCCCGGGUACUGUACGAUAAGCACUUCUAAUUUAGUUUUGGUAACAUCAGAUAUUAUUCCAUAUAAAAUAUUUUUUAUUUAUUCUUUAAUUUAAGACAGUGUGAAUGGAUUGUUUGUUCUGAUGUGUCUGUUUUUUUUUCCAUUUGUACAUAUUUGCUGUCAAAGAUUCUCUUUGUCACUUAGACCGAUAGUUAAUCUAUUAUCUUUGUUUUGUGUCCAGUUUCUUUGUUCCAUUAUAUUCAUGUUUCACACUUGAAACCAUUCAUUUGUGAGAAUCUAAUUGAUCUUUUGUGGUCAAUGACGGAUGAACGGAAUUUUUUAAAAAAAAUUUCUGUAACUGGGAGGUUUGGAAAAGGGAUCACAGAGAAGCAAAAAUUGUAAUUCUCAGGUUAAAAUUGUAAAGAAACUGCAUUACAAACAACUGUUUUCUUCUCAGUGUUUUUCAAUCUUGUUUCCUUUGGGAAAAUUGAUGUUAUUAAAGUACUAAAAGUUUAAUUAA